AGUUCGACUUCUUUCAUCUGAAAAUGGACAGGAGUAGUGGUUUAGGGCUGGAAACGGAGCUGAGGCUGGGGCUUCCCGGCGGUGGUGAAGUGGAGAAGAAUGAGAAGAAAAGGGCGUUUUCUGAUAUCUCCGGUGGGGAGGAGAAGGCGGCGGCGGCGGCUGGUGCGGGGAACAAUAAGAAUCAGGUGGUAGGGUGGCCGCCGGUGUGCGCUUACCGGAGGAAGAACAGCUUUAAUGGGGUGAAAAUGUACGUGAAAGUUAGCAUGGACGGCGCCCCGUUUCUGCGCAAGAUUGAUUUGAGCAGUCAUAAAGGGUACUCCGAUCUUCUUAUGGCUCUUGAACAACUCUUCGGCUGUUUUGGCAUUGCGGAGGCAUUGGAAGAUGCAGACAAGUGUGAGUACGUUCCCAUCUAUGAGGACAAAGAUACCGACUGGAUGCUCCUUGGAGAUGUCCCUUGGGAGAUGUUUAUAGAGUCAUGCAAAAGGCUGAGGAUCAUGAAGAGAUCAGAUGCGAAGGGUGCAAAGGACCUCCUCAAGGCACUGGCAGCCAAGGAGGACUACUCAUCACUUUUGAAUUAAUUAAUAUCAUUUUCUUUUUUGUAUUUUUGUUUCAAGUGAGAAUUAAUUAAUAUAUAUAUCUAGGAAGGACAUAUCCGUCAUUUUACCACCUCAUGUAAGGACAAGGGUUGUUCCAUGCAGCCCAUAGUUGUCAUAAUAUUCUUUGUAUCAUCAAUCACUACUUAUUAGUAUGGAUUUAUGCUAGGUGAGAUAUGUUAUAACUAAAUACAGACACUUUGGAUUUAAUUACAAGAGUUGCCUAGCUAUUUAUA
Molecule: messenger RNA, 829 nt
Organism: Sesamum indicum (sesame)
Lineage: Eukaryota; Viridiplantae; Streptophyta; Magnoliopsida; Lamiales; Pedaliaceae
Product: auxin-induced protein IAA6
Biological process (GO): regulation of DNA-templated transcription
Cellular component (GO): nucleus
Source: RefSeq, a predicted model, not a curated record